AUGGCCCCCCCCGCCUCCUUCACCCUCGACCUCUCCACGGUCCUCUGCCUCGCAUUCUCGCUCUCGUUUAUGCCAAUCGCCUACCUCCUCAGCAAAGCCCUGAUCCCCUCCACCCACACCCGCAAUCGCGUCCUCUUCUUCUGGCACGCAUAUGACGCCCUGACCCACCUCUUCAUCGAGGGCUCCUUCCUCUACGAGUGCUUCUUCAGUUACGCGUCUAUUCCAACCGGCAUCGCGAACGCAGGCCCGCACUUCCUCAACCGCGCGGAUCGCAUCUACGGCCCCGCGUACGGGUCCGGCCCCAGCGCGCGCCUGUGGCAGGAAUACGCGAAGGCUGACCACCGCUGGGCGGGCGCGGACUUGACGGUCGUCUCGCUGGAACUGUUGACCGUGUUCGUGGGCGGCCCGGCAGCGAUUUACGUGUGCUAUCUACUGUGCCGGUCGUCGGAUGAGCGUCUGAACGCUAAGGUGCGUGGUGGCGCGAAGGCGACGCUGUGGUUUGUUGCGACUGCGCUGGCGACCGCGGAGCUCUAUGGUGGCUUCAUGACCUUUGCGCCGGAAUGGUUGACUGGUAGCGCGCAGCUGGCUACUGAGGAUCCUGUGUAUUUGUGGCUGUACCUGUUCUUCUUCAACACUCUUUGGGUGUUCAUCCCGCUGUGGGUGUUGUGGGAGGCUGGUAAGGAGCUGCAGGCUGCUUUUGUCAGCCAGGAGCUGCAGGGUGCGGAGCAGAAGAAGAAAUGA
This is a messenger RNA of Penicillium canariense, 741 nucleotides long. Its product is annotated as EXPERA domain-containing protein. The transcript has a single exon. Gene Ontology annotation, biological process: sterol metabolic process. Gene Ontology annotation, cellular component: endoplasmic reticulum; membrane. Gene Ontology annotation, molecular function: cholestenol delta-isomerase activity. NCBI's taxonomy places the organism in Eukaryota, Fungi, Ascomycota, Eurotiomycetes, Eurotiales, Aspergillaceae. Bases 1 to 741 code for a protein of 246 amino acids. The record is from RefSeq and is a predicted model, not a curated record.